Molecule: messenger RNA, 2403 nt
Organism: Penicillium diatomitis
Lineage: Eukaryota; Fungi; Ascomycota; Eurotiomycetes; Eurotiales; Aspergillaceae
Product: phosphoketolase family protein
Exons: 3
Coding region: 1-2403 (800 amino acids)
Biological process (GO): carbohydrate metabolic process
Molecular function (GO): aldehyde-lyase activity
Source: RefSeq, a predicted model, not a curated record
AUGGCGUCAACAUCAAAGCAGGAUGGCGAGAAGAGUAUCUCGGCCUAUGGAGAUGCUCGCUCCACCGUUCAAGGAGAAUGCUUGAGCGCCGACGAAGUGCAGAAGAUGACUGCAUACUUCCGCGCCUCUCUCUACUUGUGCUUGGGCAUGCUGUACCUGCGCGAGAAUCCUCUCCUCCGAGAACCCCUCAAGAAAGAGCAUCUAAAGCAGCGCUUACUCGGUCACUGGGGCUCCGAUGCUGGUCAAUCUUUCACCUGGCUGCACAUGAACCGACUGAUCAAGAAAUACGACCUGGAUGUGCUCUUCGUGUCGGGCCCUGGUCAUGGUGCUCCGGGUAUCCUUUCUCACUCGUACCUCGAAGGGGUGUACUCGGAAGUGUAUCCCGACAAGACGGAGGAUGUGGAAGGCAUGCAGAAGUUCUUCAAGCAGUUCAGCUUCCCCGGAGGUAUCGGAUCUCACGCGACCCCCGAGACUCCCGGCAGUAUUCACGAGGGUGGUGAGCUGGGUUACUCCAUCUCCCAUGCAUUUGGCACAGUCUUCGACCAUCCCAACCUGAUCACACUGACCAUGGUCGGUGAUGGAGAGUCCGAGACGGGUCCUCUGGCAACGAGCUGGCAUAGCAACAAGUUCCUCAACCCUAUCACAGAUGGAGCUGUCUUGCCGGUUCUUCACCUGAAUGGCUACAAGAUUAACAAUCCUACCAUUCUCGCUCGCAUCAGCCAUCAGGAGCUGACCUCUCUGUUGGAGGGUUACGGUUGGAAGCCCUACUUUGUCGAGGUGCGUGAAAGAAAUUCGAGAGUAUCAGCACCAGGCCCGCUCCUCUGGCAAGCCCUUCCGCCCACGCUGGCCGAUGAUUGUUUUGCGCACACCGAAGGGCUGGACAGCCCCCGAGAGAUUGACGGCAAAUUGCUCGAAGGCUUCUGGCGUGCUCACCAGAUCCCAAUCACCGAUGUGCUCACCAAUCCCGACCACCUCAAGGUGUUGGAAUCAUGGAUGAAGAGCUACAAGCCCGAGGAGCUCUUCGAUGGCAAUGGCAAACUCGUCCCCGAGCUGCGUUCUCUAGCGCCAUCGGGCAAGUCGCGCAUGUCGGCCAACCCCGUUGGCAACGGAGGUCUUCUCCGCAAGCCUCUGAAUCUGAAUGACUUCACCAAAUACGCGAUCAAGGACGUUGUGCCUGGAAAGACAAUCACGGGAGGGAUGGCGAACAUGGCCAAGUUCCUUCGCGACGUGGUCAGCAAGAACAUGACCAACUUCCGGCUGUUCGGUCCCGAUGAAACGGAAUCGAACAAGCUCGCUGAGGUCUACAAAGCCGGCAAGAAGGUCUGGCUGGCAGACUAUUUCGACGAGGACAAGGACGGCGGCAACCUGGAUCCCGCCGGUCGUGUGAUGGAGAUGCUCAGCGAACAUACCUGUGAAGGCUGGUUAGAAGGCUACAUUCUCUCCGGGCGCCACGGUCUCAUCAACAGCUAUGAGCCCUUCGUGCAUGUCAUCGACUCCAUGGUCAACCAGCAUUGCAAGUGGAUUGAGAAGUGCCUCGAAGUCGAAUGGAGAGCCAAGGUGGCCUCGUUGAACAUCCUCAUCACCGCAACGGUUUGGCGACAGGACCACAACGGCUUCACCCACCAGGAUCCCGGCUUCCUGGACGUUGUCGCCAACAAGUCCCCCGAGGUCGUUCGCAUUUAUCUUCCUCCCGACGGAAACACCCUCCUGUCGGUGAUGGAUCACUGUCUACGCAGCGUGAACUAUGUCAAUGUUGUUGUGGCCGACAAGCAGGAACACAUCCAAUUCCUCAGUAUGAACGACGCCAUCGAGCACUGUACCAAGGGUCUUGGGAUCUGGGACUGGGCGAGCAACGAUCAGGGUGCGGAGCCCGACGUGGUGAUGGCCUGUUGCGGUGAUGUCUCUACCCACGAGGCUCUCGCCGCAACGGCCUUGCUGCGUGAAUUCCUUCCCGAGCUCAAAGUUCGCUUUGUGAAUGUGGUCGACCUGUUCCGCUUGAUUUCAGAUAAGGAUCACCCUCACGGCAUGCCCGACCAGCAGUGGAGAGCCAUUUUCACCGACAACAAGCCGAUCGUGUUCAACUUCCACUCCUAUCCCUGGCUGAUCCACCGAUUGACUUACAAGCGUCCCGGUCAGCACAACUUACACGUUCGCGGAUACCGAGAGAAGGGUAACAUUGACACUCCCUUCGAGUUGGCCAUGCGCAAUGGCACCGACCGCUACAGCCUCGCCAUUGACGCGAUCGACCUGAUUGAUUCACUGGGCAAUACCGGGGCGAGCGUUCGUGAAAAGUUCAUCAAGUUCCGAUUGGAUGGCAAGAAGAGCGCUUUCACUAAUGGCCUCGACCCCGAGCACAUUCGUAACUGGACCUGGCCUUACUCGAAAGAGACCAAGACCAAUUAG